Coccidioides posadasii C735 delta SOWgp is the source of this 1765-nucleotide messenger RNA. It is a transcript of the gene ARH1, whose product is annotated as NADPH-adrenodoxin reductase. Gene Ontology annotation, biological process: ubiquinone biosynthetic process. Gene Ontology annotation, cellular component: mitochondrion. Lineage: Eukaryota; Fungi; Ascomycota; Eurotiomycetes; Onygenales; Onygenaceae. The record is from RefSeq and is a predicted model, not a curated record.
AUGUUGCCUCGAAUAGGAAAUGUGUGCAUUCGGUGCUCGCUUCAGAUCAGCAAAGCGAUUGAGGGUUAUGAGCGCGCCGUGAUCAAUUCAACAUGUCGACGGAAGUACAGCAGUGACGUUACUCAUUCGUCUCGUCCGUUCCGUGUUGCAGUUAUCGGCUCCGGACCUGCGGGGUUCUAUGCUGCAUAUAGGCUGAUGGGGAAGGUUGAUAAUGCUUUCGUCGAUAUGUACGAGCAUUUGCCUGUUCCCUUUGGACUGGUCCGAUAUGGCGUUGCGCCAGACCAUCCGGAGGUGAAAAAUUGUCAAGAUAAAUUCACCGAAGUAGCUAACUCUUCCCGUUUCAAUUUUAUUGGAAAUGUCGAGCUGGGCGCCGCUCUCCCCCUUCGGUCCCUAAAGCCACAUUACGAUGCCAUCCUCUUUUCUUACGGUGCCUCGAAGGAUAGGGAAUUAGGAAUACCCGGAGAACGAGACAUUCGUGGAAUAUACUCUGCUAGAGCGUUUGUUGGCUGGUACAAUGGCCUCCCAGAGUACCGAGACCUUAAACCAGGUCUAGCAAGCGGUGAAGAGGCAGUUGUAAUUGGGCAAGGAAACGUAGCUAUGGAUGUUGCUAGAGUUUUGUUGACGGACGUCGAUAUUUUGCGGAAGACGGAUAUGGCAGAGUAUGCCCUGGAGGAAUUGUCCCGGAGCAAGAUUAAAAGAGUCAGGGUGGUUGGACGAAGAGGGCCAAUGCAGGGUGCGUUCACAAUCAAAGAAAUCCGCGAGCUAUUACAGUUACCCUCCGUAUUCUUCGAGCCCAUUCCCGAAUAUCUCUUCCCGCCGGUAUCAGCAAUCAAAAGGCUGCCCCGAGCCCAAAAACGCAUAACCGAACUCCUCGCCAAAAGCUCAUCCACAGAUCCUUCAACAGCAAACAGAACUGGGUCUCUCGAUUUUCUACUCUCUCCCCACUCCUUUCACACCUCACCAAAGAAUCAAUCUAGUGACCUAUCAUACAUAAAAUUUACUCGCAACCAACUUGACCCCUCAGACCCCUUCUCUCCAUCAUCACGAGCCACUCCUCUCCUUGGCGAUGACGGCAAAGCAAUGCAGGUUGACAUCCCCGCUAGCGUCUGCUUCCGAAGCAUAGGAUAUCAAUCCGUCCCUCUCGAAGGCUUUGAAGACCUUCAGAUCCCGUUCAACGCUUCACGUGGGAUAAUCCCCAACGAUGGACAAGGAAGAAUCAUUGAUUAUGACUCCUCCAGCGACGUGAAAGCUAAUCCACCCUCGUCCGCUCCGGAGGCCGUGCCAAGUCACCUCCCCGGGCUGUAUUGCGCUGGCUGGGUGAAGCGUGGCCCUACCGGUGUCAUUGCCUCAACGAUGACAGAUGCAUUCGCCACUGGCGAUGCGAUCGCGGCGGAUUGGGCGCAUCAUGUUUCGGCUUCUAGCGGUGCCCCGGCGUUCUUGAACUCUGAUGAGGGAGGGAGCACUGGACUUGGCUGGGAGGGCGUACGCGGUGAUGUAGAGAAGCUUGGCCUCCGGCCAACAAGCUGGAAAGAUUGGGAAGCGAUUGACCGCGCGGAGGUGGAGAGAGGCAAGUCUAGGGGCAAGAUUCGAGAAAAAUUUGGUCGUGUUGAGGAGAUGUUAGAUGUGUUGUCAUAACAAUGCAUACUUACAAUUUUAUGACAGCGGUUACAACAACUUCUCUACUCAUUUCCUUUUAAAGAGAGGUAGUAUAGAGAUCGACCUAUAUAGAACACCUGUACUAUAAAUUAUCAAUUUGGUUAGAUAC